AUGGCCGCCGCCGCUUCUCCCAAUCCUCAUCUCCUCACGCCCGUUGAGGACGCCCUCCUCGCCCUCGCACCCGCGCCAGAGGGCAGUUCGGCAGUCGUACGAAGCGCAUGUACAGCUGAGCCAACAGACGCACUCACCUCCCCGCUCGCACGCCGCCUCUUCCACCUCGAACGCGACCCUUCCUCUCACAAGCUCAGUGUCGGCGUGCGGUAUCCGGCGGAAGGAUGGGCAGCGGAGGAACAGGUGGACGUGCUGGCAGCUGCUGUGGCGGCGCUCCAUGCGUACGCCCAGGUCAAUUGGACGGGACCCUCGCUCGCCCUCUCCCCUCUCGAGCUGUUCUCUCCCGACGAGGUCGCGGCGACAGGCGCGACAGACGCCGAGCUGAACGACCGAGCGAUCGACGAGCUUGCGCUGGGCGGCGAACCGGUCUACCACUUGUCGAAGAAGACGACGUUCGCCUACCUCGCCCUGCAACUCUUCGGACUCGUCCCUUCGCCUUUCUCGCUCUCAUCCGCCUCGUCUUCCGCCGCGAAACCCCACGGACCCGCAUGGACGCUCGAGAGCGUCAAGAUCUGGCGGCUGCGAGCCGGGAUCAUGUGGCUCCGGAUCCUCGACGAACCCGUCCCUCUCCCCUCGUUCAUCCAAUCCGACGCCCACGCCCUCCGACACACUCUUCCCGCCCAUUCCCCGGCCCGCGCCAGCCUCACUCUCACCCUCUCGCUCCUCGCUAGCUUACUGAGCCGGUCUAGCCCGCACUCGACGGCGCAGAAGGAGGCGACGGUGUUUGCGAAAGAGGCGGCGAAGGAUGCGGGAUUGGAGUGGGAGUUGACGGGCAGGAUGGGCAAGCGGACCAAGUGGCAGAUUGACGAGAAGACGCAGUUGGUCGUCCUUGCGAGGGAUGCAACGUCCGCAUCGAAGAAGAAGGAGGACAAGGAGGUGGAUGCGACGGCGGCCAGGAUCCCCGAGAUGCUUGCGCUGAACGACGACACUUUGCUCGAGCGGACGUCCUACACCGACGCAGCACCCGCCACCUCGUCCGACUUGGCCGCCCUCGACCCGUCCGACCAGCCGUCCAUCUCUCCCUUCUCGCAAUCCGUCCUCCUCUCGCUCUCGCUCGCCACCCUGCCCGCCCCAACCUCCCUUAUGCACCUCUCCUCCGACGUCCUCUCGACCUCGCAAAUCUCCGCCUUUGUCGACCGCGUCCUCGGCGACCCGCAAAACUGGUCCGUCCACUCGAUGGCGCUCCUCCUCCGCUGCCGAGCCGAAGCAGGCCGGUCGCGCACCGUCGAGCGCGGAGUCCUCCAGAUGCAGGCGCUCGUCGACCAGCUCAAGGACGGCUCGCCGACCGAGGUGUCGGCCAUCUCGUCGGCCGUCAAAGCCGAAGACAUGGCUUCGGCGCGGGACCGGCUCGCGCAGUUCCAUGCCCUUGCGCUCCCCCCUGCAUGGGAGAUGGAGCGCGAGCUCGCCGUACGAUACAUGUCGCUCGGGAUCGUCAAGUCCGCACUCGAGAUCUUUACCCGCCUCGAGAUGUGGGAGGAAGUCGCGCGGUGCUGGAUGACGCUUGAGCGGCCGGACCGCGGAGUCGACAUCAUUCGCGAGUUGCUCGAGGGACGCAAGGCCGAGUCGGACGUCGUGAUGAACGACCGCAAGGGCGAUGGGGCGCGCAGGUUCAAGGGCGGCGAGAAGCGCGAGGCCAAGCUUUGGUGCACGCUGGGCGAGCUCGAGCGCAAGCCCGAGCACUACGAGAAGGCGUGGGAGGUUUCGGGUCACUCGUCGAGCCGCGCACAGCGGUCGCUCGGCGCCGUCUACUUCUCGCGCAACGAGUACGACAAGGCGCGCGAGUCGUUGCGGCUCGCACUCGCCAUCAACCCGCUCUUCCCGCGCACGUGGUUCAUGCUCGGGUGCUGCGAGAUGCGCCUCGAGGACUGGAAGGGCGCGCAGGAGGCCUUCUCGCGAUGUGUCGGGCUCGAUGGCGAAGACGCCGAGAGCUGGUCGAACCUCGCGAGCUGCCACUUGCGGCGGGGCGAGAUUGAAGGUGACAAGCGGGCGGACGGCGAGGCGGACGAGGAGCAGGACGAUGCGGGACUCGACGAGGAGGAGGACCAGCGGGAUGACGGAGAGCGUGAGGCGGUCGUCAAGCUGCCGUUCUCGCGGAAACGCACGGCGUUCCAGUGCCUGCGCCAAGCGAUCAAGUACUCGUACGACUCGUGGCGCCUGUGGUACAACUACAUGGUCGUGGCGAUGGAUGUUGGCGAGCUGAGCGAGGCGUGCCGCGCGCUCGACCGGAUGGUGGUCAUGCGGAUCGAGAAGGACGGCGAAGCGGCUGUCGACCUCGAGGUGUUGGAGAAGCUCGUCGACGCCGUCACCCGCGCCGACUCUGAGGCGACCAUCGACGCGGGCGAGCGUGCCGUCAAUCCGAACGAGGGCAAGGGACUGUACCGACCCGUCGAGCACCUCUUGACGCACACGAUCCUCCCGCACGUCUCAAACUCGCCUCGAGUAUUCCUCGCACACGCACGGCUGCUCCUCUGGGCGCAAGACUACGCCGGCGCGCUCGAUGCACACUUGAAGGCCUACCGCGCAGCAGUGGUCAACAACCCGAAUGUCGCGCACGACCGGACGGCGUUCCGCGAGGCGGUCGAGCAGGUCGAGACGGUCGUGUCGAUGCUGGAGAACCUCGGGCCGAAGGACGGCAAGGAUGGCGCGGUCGUCGCCAAGGACUGGAAGUUCCAGGCGCGGUCGCUCGUGCGGACGUUCUUGGGACGGACGAGGGAGUCGUUCGAGGAUGAGCCAGAGUAUGCGCGAUUGAAGGAGCUGCAGCAGGAGUUGCGGUAG
Rhodotorula toruloides NP11 is the source of this 2835-nucleotide messenger RNA. RefSeq names its product TPR repeat containing protein. The transcript has a single exon. Gene Ontology annotation, molecular function: protein binding. The record is from RefSeq and is a predicted model, not a curated record. Bases 1 to 2835 code for a protein of 944 amino acids. NCBI's taxonomy places the organism in Eukaryota, Fungi, Basidiomycota, Microbotryomycetes, Sporidiobolales, Sporidiobolaceae.